AUGGAAGCUGCAAAGAACGCCUUCAACCACGUUAUGGGGUAUGACAAGGAGGAGUCAUCAGGAGACAACAACAAUCACCACACUCACCAUCAUCUCCCCGGUCAUCACAAGAACGAGGCGUCCACUGACAACGACUCGGGUUCAGCCGCAACCGAGACACCUUCCAAGCCCGUCUCGGCAGGGAACAGCGGCAGCAACGACCACCAAGGCAACCCCGAGGACCAAGACCAAGACCAAUCCUCCGACAAAGGUCCUGAUCCGGCCCUCGUCGGCGAACCCAACCCCACAGAAAAGCUGUCUGGCAAUGCCGCCCCGGGUAGCCACAGCGCCGUGUUCGGCCUGACCCCGGACGGCAAGAAGUCCACGGAUACGUCUCACGGCACCUCGGCCCCAAAGCCUGCACAUGGCAGCGAUGACAGCGCCCAGGGAGGCGGCAAGAAAGAAGAAGGCGGUGACACCAGCUCUCGUAACACGGCUAGUGGAGAGGUGGGUGAGCAGAUGCAGAAGGCCGAGGCGGAUCAAGGUGAAAAGGGUUUGCAGAGGACGGACCCCGCCCCACAACCUGCUGGCAGUGACGGUAAGCCAGGGGCAGGUGCUACGGGCUUGCAGCAGGGCAGCGGAAAGGUUUGA
Messenger RNA from Fonsecaea multimorphosa CBS 102226, 630 nucleotides. RefSeq lists its product as uncharacterized. Lineage: Eukaryota; Fungi; Ascomycota; Eurotiomycetes; Chaetothyriales; Herpotrichiellaceae. Bases 1 to 630 code for a protein of 209 amino acids. The transcript is spliced from 3 exons. The record is from RefSeq and is a predicted model, not a curated record.